AUGUCACCAUCAUUUACAGUGAACAACUUCUGCACAUGGCACAAGAUGAUGAUGACAUUGCUGCUCAAGCUGGGAAGCCUAGCUGAGAUGGAUAAACCCAAUGAUGAUGCUGACAAGGAAACCGUGUGGCACUUGCAACAAAUCCCUCUCACUUUGUGCGGCGUGAGGAGGCUGCUUGCCCCCCAGAUGGAGAGGGCAAGGAGGAGGAGAAGGCAAGGAGGAGGAGAAGGCAAGGAGGAGGAGAAGGCAAGGAGGAGGAGAAGGCAAGGAGGAGGAGAAGGCAAGGAGGAGGAGAAGGCAAGGAGGAGGAGAAGGCAAGGAGGAGGAGAAGGCAAGGAGGAGGAGAAGGCAAGGAGGAGGAGAAGGCAAGGAGGAGGAGAAGGCAAGGAGGAGGAGAAGGCAAGGAGGAGGAGAAGGCAAGGAGGAGGAGAAGGCAAGGAGGAGGAGAAGGCAAGGAGGAGGAGAAGGCAAGGAGGAGGAGAAGGCAAGGAGGAGGAGAAGGCAAGGAGGAGGAGAAGGCAAGGAGGAGGAGAAGGCAAGGAGGAGGAGAAGGCAAGGAGGAGGAGAAGGCAAGGAGGAGGAGAAGGCAAGGAGGAGGAGAAGGCAAGGAGGAGGAGAAGGCAAGGAGGAGGAGAAGGCAAGGAGGAGGAGAAGGCAAGGAGGAGGAGAAGGCAAGGAGGAGGAGAAGGCAAGGAGGAGGAGAAGGCAAGGAGGAGGAGAAGGCAAGGAGGAGGAGAAGGCAAGGAGGAGGAGAAGGCAAGGAGGAGGAGAAGGCAAGGAGGAGGAGAAGGCAAGGAGGAGGAGAAGGCAAGGAGGAGGAGAAGGCAAGGAGGAGGAGAAGGCAAGGAGGAGGAGAAGGCAAGGAGGAGGAGAAGGCAAGGAGGAGGAGAAGGCAAGGAGGAGGAGAAGGCAAGGAGGAGGAGAAGGCAAGGAGGAGGAGAAGGCAAGGAGGAGGAGAAGGCAAGGAGGAGGAGAAGGCAAGGAGGAGGAGAAGGCAAGGAGGAGGAGAAGGCAAGGAGGAGGAGAAGGCAAGGAGGAGGAGAAGGCAAGGAGGAGGAGAAGGCAAGGAGGAGGAGAAGGCAAGGAGGAGGAGAAGGCAAGGAGGAGGAGAAGGCAAGGAGGAGGAGAAGGCAAGGAGGAGGAGAAGGCAAGGAGGAGGAGAAGGCAAGGAGGAGGAGAAGGCAAGGAGGAGGAGAAGGCAAGGAGGAGGAGAAGGCAAGGAGGAGGAGAAGGCAAGGAGGAGGAGAAGGCAAGGAGGAGGAGAAGGCAAGGAGGAGGAGAAGGCAAGGAGGAGGAGAAGGCAAGGAGGAGGAGAAGGCAAGGAGGAGGAGAAGGCAAGGAGGAGGAGAAGGCAAGGAGGAGGAGAAGGCAAGGAGGAGGAGAAGGCAAGGAGGAGGAGAAGGCAAGGAGGAGGAGAAGGCAAGGAGGAGGAGAAGGCAAGGAGGAGGUGAAGGCAAGGAGGAGGUGAAGAUGAAUGAGAUAUGGACAACAGGUCCCACAGCUGCUGGUUCCUUGUCAGAUCCUACUGCUGCAGCAGACGAGGGAAAGAGUAAGGAAGACGAGGGAAAGAGUAAGGAAGACGAGGGAAAGAGUAAGGAAGACGAGGGAAAGAGUAAGGAAGACGAGGGAAAGAGUAAGGAAGACGAGGGAAAGAGUAAGGAAGACGAGGGAAAGAGUAAGGAAGACGAGGGAAAGAGUAAGGAAGACGAGGGAAAGAGUAAGGAAGACGAGGGAAAGAGUAAGGAAGACGAGGGAAAGAGUAAGGAAGACGAGGGAAAGAGUAAGGAAGACGAGGGAAAGAGUAAGGAAGACGAGGGAAAGAGUAAGGAAGACGAGGGAAAGAGUAAGGAAGACGAGGGAAAGAGUAAGGAAGACGAGGGAAAGAGUAAGGAAGACGAGGGAAAGAGUAAGGAAGACGAGGGAAAGAGUAAGGAAGACGAGGGAAAGAGUAAGGAAGACGAGGGAAAGAGUAAGGAAGACGAGGGAAAGAGUAAGGAAGACGAGGGAAAGAGUAAGGAAGACGAGGGAAAGAGUAAGGAAGACGAGGGAAAGAGUAAGGAAGACGAGGGAAAGAGUAAGGAAGACGAGGGAAAGAGUAAGGAAGACGAGGGAAAGAGUAAGGAAGACGAGGGAAAGAGUAAGGAAGACGAGGGAAAGAGUAAGGAAGACGAGGGAAAGAGUAAGGAAGACGAGGGAAAGAGUAAGGAAGACGAGGGAAAGAGUAAGGAAGACGAGGGAAAGAGUAAGGAAGACGAGGGAAAGAGUAAGGAAGACGAGGGAAAGAGUAAGGAAGACGAGGGAAAGAGUAAGGAAGACGAGGGAAAGAGUAAGGAAGACAAGGGAAAGAGUAAGGAAGACAAGGGAAAGAGUAAGGAAGACAAGGGAAAGAGUAAGGAAGACAAGGGAAAGAUGUCCGAACAACCACCACCACCACCACCACCACCACCACCACCACCACCACCACAUAGGAUGGUAUACAAACAAAUCGAAUAG
Molecule: messenger RNA, 2493 nt
Organism: Schistocerca americana (American grasshopper)
Lineage: Eukaryota; Metazoa; Arthropoda; Insecta; Orthoptera; Acrididae
Product: axoneme-associated protein mst101(2)-like
Exons: 5
Coding region: 1-2493 (830 amino acids)
Source: RefSeq, a predicted model, not a curated record